Molecule: messenger RNA, 3639 nt
Organism: Xyrichtys novacula (pearly razorfish)
Lineage: Eukaryota; Metazoa; Chordata; Actinopteri; Labriformes; Labridae
Source: the annotation of a GenBank genome assembly
GGAGAUGAGACUGAAGUAAGAGGCGUGGGUGUGCAUGUGUUUUUAGGAACACUGACUUGUGUUUGUGCCAUGAUAUGCGACCCUGCAGGCAGCAAGUGUGUACAGAUGCUGCGAAGGAAGGGAGGGAGUGUGACACGGGCCUGCAUCACUGAAGUGGGUGGGAGCAGGUGGGGGAAGAAAAAAAAAAACACACAGAAACCGUUUAUAAGAGAGUUCUGCCAGGGUUAUAUUUUCAUAUGUGUGACUGCUGACUGAUCGAACUGCUGAGCGUGUUCACUUGACGGGAAGAGCCCUGGCACGACUUCACAGACAGGUACAGUAACAAGCCAAUGAUGAAUUACUAAGAGGGAUUAGAUUUCUUGUUUUAAACCUAGAAAACAAUAAAUCAUAUGAACUCGAGCGGAGUAGAUCAGAGUUAUGAGGCGUGUGAUGUUAUUUGAAAGAAGCUGUUGGGAUUGUUGCUGUUGCAGUAAUACUGAGGGCCAUUUGAUCUUUUAGUUUUAAACCCCAAUCCACAAAUAUGAUGGUAAAUUAUGUAUUUAAUUUGUACAUGUGGAUUUAUGUUUUUCUGUUAAAUAUAAAGUUUAUAAUGUUUGUGUGAAUUUAUUUUGCUUGGGGUUGACAGAUUUUCCGAUCCAAUCAGAUCCAAUCCUAAUUAUUCUAAUCAAAUACAAACUAAUCCAAAACAAUCCAAUGUAAUCCAAACCAAUCCAAUGACAUCCAAACUAAUCUAAUGUAAUCCAAUCCAAUCAGUCAAAUCCAAAUCAUUCUUAUUGGAUAUGAACAAAUCCAGUCCAAACCAUUUUAAUCCAGUACAAACUAACCAAAACAAUCUAAUCUGAUCUAAUAUAAUCUAAUCUGAUCCCAUCAAAAUUAAACAGACCAAUCCAAAUUUAUCCAUUCCAAUUUAAUCUAAUCCAGUAUAAAGUAUAAUUGCUUAUAAUUUUAUUUAGAUAAGAAUGUCACCCACAGUUUAAAGCUCCUGUGUGGUAGACAUGUUGAGAUGAUUUUGGCGCCCCCCUGUGGACAAAGUUGUCCUGUCUUCACAUGUGUUUCACUCUUAUCCAACCCCCCGCCAGUGGUUUCAGACAGAAAUAACUGCAUAGAAGUUCUCACUUGUUCCUGUUUGUGGUCUUGUUUGCAUUUUUAGGUCCUUAAGAGUCAUUAAUAUUAAUUUCAGUCUAUUUAACAGCCGUUUAAAAACUCCUCAGAGGAGCUUUAAUUCAAAUCUGGUGGUGAAUUCAAACCAAAUAUCACAUCUACUUAAACACAGACAAGAAAUGGUGAUGUGUCAGUCCUCGCCCUCGAGCUGUGAGCCACACACAUAAAAAAUUUGGAAGUUUCAUUAUGUAAAGUCUCUUUUAAUCACUUUCUUUGUAAAAGCAGCUUCCAAAUAAGACUAAAGAUACAGACAUUUGUGACAAAAAUCUGCGUUUCAAGGAUUCUUUAAGUAUAUACAGCCAAGUAUUCUCAUCUCGUGAAGGGGGGCCUUGCAGAAAAAAAUCCUGCAAACAAUAAAACCUCAAUAAUCUUAUUUCAAGAUAUGGACUUUCGUUUAUCGUAAUUAGUUAAAGAUUGCUUCCGAUAAGUUUUCAUUAGAAGUUUCUUGAUUUGUUUGUAUCUCAAGAAACUUAUUAAGAUCAGUUUCCUGGAAGCAAAGGCAGCUGCUUUUGCUCAGGACAGUCAGCCAAGUCCUUAUUUCACGCUUGUAAUGUCGUAAUCGAAGAUUUAAAUCAAGACUUGUAAUGCCAGGGGGGAUUACGUUUGCUUUAAGGUGUGUUUUGUGAGGCAUUUUCAGUGUCCUUGAGUGUUUUUAACUGUUUUUACUGUGUGAUAAUUGGUGUUUUGUGUUGUCAAUGUGUUUUUAAUAAUGCUAUUUCUCUGUGCAGCAGAACUUUGUUUGUUUUAUGAGCUGUAAACCUAGUGGAUUAGAUAUAUUUUAGCUUUUGAGGAGACUAAUCUACUUGUUUGGAUUAAUUUUUUGUGCAGUUUUAGUCAUCCUGGCCCCUGUAUCUUAUAUUUCUGUGAUUUUCAGACUAAGAAGAUGGUGAUGAAGACAAUUUUUCUCCUGCUCUGCAUGAUUUUAACAUGUGGAGCUCAGAAAUGGAAGCAGGAAGCAUCACGUUGGGACCCUAAAGGUCAGAAAUGAUGUUGUCAUACUUAACUUUUUUUUGUUUUUUUUCUCCAUCUGUGCCUCAUUAACUUACAUGUCAACUUUAACGUCUGAUUUCAGGAGAAAACAGCAACAGCAAAACCUGCGCUAACAUGACCCAAGUCCUGGACAACUGGAAAUUCGCCAUCAUAACCCAAGUGAAAGAUCUGCUGAUAAAUGACCACGCCUCCGUGCUACCUGAAUACAACAGGUGUGUUCCUCCUGCCUCUGAUGGAAGUGUAAAAGCCAAAAUGAGGCAAAAAAGUGCACAGAAAGUGUGUCUUAUGCAAGAGAGAGGUGAAAAGUGUGCGAACAACAAGCGCUGGUGAUCUCAGUGAACAUUUUAUUGUUCCUCGUGGUCAGACGCAAUGAGGCAUUAUGUAAGCGCUGUUCCCUGCACGUGACCGCUGACCUGUCAGAGCCAGUAAUGUGAUCCACGAUUGCUCUGGUCCACACAAGGCCGAAUCAGUUUAGUAAAUGACCUCACCGAGGAGACAGGGCCAGUAAAUUACUGGAAAUGUUGCAGCCUUGUGUUCUGCUGAAGCCUUUCAGCUCUUUUGCUGAGUAACUUCCUCAUGUUUUGGCUCGCUUUAGGUGUCUUUGCUGAGAUUUGCGCCAAAAUUCUGCUUCUUUUUAAAACUUAGGGACUUCUUUUCUUUCUGCCUGUCGUCCUGAUGUUUCCUGCAGAUGAUACUCCUCCUGUUCCUCCUUAACAGCAUGGCGUGACUUUCCUGUUGCCAGUUCUGCUUGGUUCUCCUCAUGUUUUGCCAGUAAACAAUGUCCUGAUUCAAUGUGAGCUUCUGGGACAUGGUAGUGCCAAAGCUUUUGGACAGGUCGUCCAAACAUUCAAGGUGAUUUACUCAUCUGCUCUUGUGUCUAGGAUCCAGCCCCUCUCAAAUGCUUUAGGAGACCUCUACAAGCAGUUUAACGCUCUGAAGGAUGAGCUCGCCACGCUCUCGGCGAAGUUUGACAGCGUGGAGGCUUUUGUGGACGAUUUGAAUAGCGGCAGAUUCGCUGUGCCCCAGCGGCCCGUGCAGAGGCUCCCCCCAAGUGUCGGACUCAGGUCUCCACUGCGAGCACAGAUGAGGGCUCCUGUGAGGGGAGUGAUCAGAGGGCCAACACUGAUCAGAGCGAGGAGGAGGGGGCCACACACACCUUAGACCUCCUCAUCAGAAAGUGUUGAUCUUGUACUGAUGCUGGUGUAUCAAAAGGAGAUUUGUUUGUAUAUUUUAAAGGAAAUAUUUAUACCACUCAUGCAUGGUGCAUGAAUAUGACAACUUUGGAAUCGUGUAUAUUAUCUAAUUCUUUUUAUACAGCUAAUUCUUACCACAAGGUGGCAGCAUUGAAUCAAUUAUCUGAGUUAUCUUGUGCUUUUGUAUAACAGCGAGACAUAGCAGGACUGGAGUUGUGUGAUAACACAGUAUAAAACUUUUCAUCAUUGUACAAAUGUCCAUUUUUGUCCAUAUCUUUUUAAAGCUUCUUUUUUU